AUGCCCAGGCUUUUAGCACGGCUGGCCGUGUUUCUCAAGGCAGAUGCUGCUGGAAAAGUCAAAUAUCGCCAAAGGACUGUGAAACCGGUUCGAAAGCCCGUCGUCAACAAGACGCGUCCGGUUGUCAUACCAAAUCUAUCUAGAACACAGUCUUUUCUCCUAGACCCAAAUCCAAUCCUCAACAAGGACGAUUUUCAGACACCUGAAACGCCUCCCCCUCUUCUCCCAUGGCCACAAUCACGCAAGGAGUUGCCAAAGAAUGCAAGGCUGAUGAGUUCAAUUGAAGUCGAGGCCAUGGCGAGUCCAUAUGCUCGCAUGCUCAGCGCUCCUCAAAGAACAUGUCUCUUUACAAGAGCAAUCUUACCGACAGAUCUACUUAUACGGUUUGGUGGAGCAACGGAUCCUUCGACUGGGACUCGGUAUCUCCUGCCGAACAACAUCGAACACCCUAAAUUCGCCGCACGAAUUCCUGGGAAAAACUUCUGGGUUUCGUGCUGGAAAGACGUUGUGCGGCAGAUGAUAGAAACCAAGAAGCAUGCAAUGAUCAGUCCAAACCUUCAAAGUCACCCACUCUUACUGGAGCAAGUAGAAUCCAUGUUACAGCAAAGAAUAGUUCAAGAGCUCGAGCUACUUCGAGACCGUCUACGGCCCUCUAAGCAACUUCUGGUCGACGUACACGAAUGUACAAUUCGCAGGAUUACAGAAGAAGAAAGGAGUCUAAUCUACCAAGAUGGAGGAGUCUCGAUACCCGGCGGCCAAGCGAUUCUCGAAUUCGGAGAGACCAAGCCUGAACAGGUCAACGACGAUGCGACUCCCUCUCGUAUGAUAUUGGACACCUCUACCACCUCCCCGCGUCACGUUCCUCUUUAUUUUGUGUCAUCAUUCAUGCCGAGCGACUCCUUGGACCGGGCGCAUCAACUUGUUCACUCCAUUCUAAAGACAGAGGCAAAUGCGAUCAGGAAGUCCGAGAAAGGGACAGAACCCACCAUAUCAGCCUCAAAUGUCAUUGAUUCCACCUCACCGGCCAUGUACCUUGUUAGGUCUACAGCCGCUUCGCUGCUUCGAGCUGAUACGGUACCACUCUGCAUUUCGCUCUGGCGAAUGAAUCUUUGGGCUGGGCAAGGGUGGGCUGACGGGCUCUGGGGUAGAUGGGAGCAAAAGUCUGGAGAUUCGGUACCGGAAUUUCUUGGCACAAACGAUUCAUGA
Molecule: messenger RNA, 1206 nt
Organism: Serendipita indica DSM 11827
Lineage: Eukaryota; Fungi; Basidiomycota; Agaricomycetes; Sebacinales; Serendipitaceae
Source: the annotation of a GenBank genome assembly